Tigriopus californicus is the source of this 1019-nucleotide messenger RNA. RefSeq names its product DNA excision repair protein ERCC-1-like (gene Ercc1). Gene Ontology annotation, biological process: UV-damage excision repair; meiotic mismatch repair; mitotic recombination. Gene Ontology annotation, molecular function: damaged DNA binding; single-stranded DNA binding. Gene Ontology annotation, cellular component: ERCC4-ERCC1 complex; nucleotide-excision repair factor 1 complex; nucleus. The transcript has a single exon. Bases 255 to 1019 code for a protein of 254 amino acids. NCBI's taxonomy places the organism in Eukaryota, Metazoa, Arthropoda, Copepoda, Harpacticoida, Harpacticidae. The record is from RefSeq and is a predicted model, not a curated record.
GGGCGCUGAAUCACAAUUAUCAUGAUUUAGAAUAAAUACAGAGACCCCAGGGCAUAAAUUCCAUUUAAAAUAUUUGUAAUUGCUUGCUCGCAAGUCCAAUCUCGACAUUUCAAGUAUUAAGUCAUUAUAUCAACGAAACUGGUUCUCCUCCUCCUGCACUGUCUGAGUGAGCAAAACCCUGCUCAACUGUUCCAAUACCACCGCCUGACAGACAGACAGACCGACAGACAGACAGUUGUCCCUGAUCUCAGACCAUGGCCGACUCCGUACUUAAUCCCGUGGCUGCUCCCCGCACCCUAUCCCCCCGCCCGGCUGGAUCCACCCAGAGUGGCGGUUCGCUCCCCGAUGAAGCCACGACAGCCAAGUAUGCGGGCGCCAUCCUGGUGAAUGCCCGCCAACGCGGCAAUCCCAUCCUAAAGAGCCUGCGAGGCGUGCCGUGGGAGUUCAGCGAUCAAGUGUCGCCGGACUUUGUCCUCGGGACGCGCGCUUGCGCCAUGUUCCUGAGCGUGCGCUACCACACCCUCAAUCCCAACUACAUUCACGACCGGCUCAAGGCCUUGGGCGCGGGCUGGGCUCUGCGGGUGCUGCUGGUUCAGGUGGACGUGAAAGAGCCGCACAAUGUGCUCAAGCAGCUCAUGCGCAUCAGCAUCUUGGCUGAGCUCACCCUGAUGUUGGCCUGGAGCGCCGAGGAAGCCGGACAGAUCUUGGAGACCUACAAACAGUUCGAAAAUAAACCCCCGGACUUGAUCAUGGAGAAGAAUAACCCGGAUACCUACUCUAAGAUCGUCGAGGCGCUGACAUCAGUCAAAUCCGUGAAUAAGAGUGAUGCGGCCACGCUCUUAAACGCUUUCGGCACACUCGAGAAUAUGACGCGAGCGUCGAUCGAGGAUCUCAGUCUAUGUCCCGGAUUCGGUCCCCAGAAAGCCCAAAGACUCCAUAAGGUUCUAAAUGAGUCAUUCCGUCGACUACCCACCACAACCCUGCCCAUUGACCCGCCUCAAAUCACGGCCGAGAAUUAA